AUGACUAAUGCUGGGGAGGAUUUCAAGUUCACUUUGAAAGUGAUGAUCGACAAGAAGGAAAAUAAGAUGCUGUUUGCAGAAUCCGACUGCCAAUUUGUAGAUAUUCUACUGAGCUUCUUGAGUUUGCCUAUGGGAAGAAUUGUCAAAGUCCUCAACGACCACUUUGGCCAGAAGGCGCCCGUCAUUGGAAGCCUAACCAAUUUGUACCGUAGCUUAGCAUGCACUGACAACGCUGACUUCGUGUCAAUCGAUGCCAAGAACCUACUGCUCAAUCCAAGAAGUCCAUUUGAAGUUGAAUGCGGAAUGCUAAAGCCGAGCCUCAUUGAUUUUCAGCCUACUAAAUAUUUUCAUUGUCGCCAAUGCAGAUUUGGGACUCAUAGUGUAAGCAUAUACUAUGAUGAAGCUAAUUGCCUUAAACACGAACUAUAUGAUCGUAUAGCUACAACAACAUUUAAUCGUAUGGCUACAACAACAGACAAACCUAAAAAUGUGGCUAAAGCUGCUUUUGAAGGAGUUUUCGUUGCGGAUAGGGCUUCUUUCAUCAUCUCUGAUGAUCUGCGGAUAUUUCCCAGUGCUAUGGGUAUCUUCCAAAUCGCCAACGUUCUUGGCAUUGCAAACAUGGACAAGGCCGAGUCGAUUGAUGUGAAGAUAGGUUUGAAGGAGAUUGUGAGUCUGCUGAAGCUGUGCUUCAUCUCCCCAACUCCAUUGGCGGAUCUCGUGCUAAACAAAACAAGUUUGGAUCUUGCUCCUGUGCCAAAGACAUUGGUUAAUCAUACUGAUAUUCAAGGAAAGUUAGAGACUAAGAAGUUGGUUUUGAAAAUAGUGGUGCAAAAAUCCAAAGGCAAGUUAUUGUAUGCUCUAGCUGAGGAUGAUUUUGUUGACUUUCUCUUCAGUUUGUUAAUAAUCCCACUGGGAGGAGUUGGGAGUCUUCUUGCUGGUAAGACGUGUAUUAAGGGUAUAGAUAUCUUGCAACGGAGCGUUGCUGGUCUGGCUGAGAAGUAUUUCAAGAGUCCGUCUACGAAAAAUGGACUUAUGAAACCUAGUCUUGUUCAUGGUUCUGUUUCCGAGAACUACAUUCUUCCCCUUGAUCAACAAUGCAUCACUUUUAAUGAACUUCAACAAUUCAAAUUUUCUUCCCUUAAGUUUCCGAAAGGGCCGGGUAGAUAUCUCUCUAGGCCAAUAGCUUAUAUGGUGAUGGAUGAUCUAACGAUGAAGCCUUUGCGUAUCCAUUCGACCAUUUCCUUUCUAAGUGAGAAGAAUAUCCCUAUGUCAGAUGUCGAAGAAAUAGCAGUGCAAGUCAGAGUGAAAGAGGCUUUAAGCAUACUGAAAGCGUCUCUUACGUCCACGUCUGUUCUCACUGAUGCUCUGCUCAAUUCCGUGCCGAUCAGACAACCAAUGGCAGAAAAUGGGGAGAUUAAAACAGGAUUCAAAGAGAAUUCCAACAAACGGGUGAAGCAAGAAGUCUGAUAGUAGUGCAAAAUAUUGUUUACCUUUGCAGCUUGUUUUUGUUUUAUUACAUCCUUAGUUUUCUGGAAGCAGAAUAUUGGUUCUUUUUUUGGCAUUGUUUGAUCAAAUACUUUGCAACUUGAGACUGUCAAGAUUAUCAUGAAAGAGUGUGAUUUUGCUUACAAUAUGCCUUCAUUUAACUGAUUGAGUAUGUUGUACUUUAAUUUACAGAAAGACAAUC
Salvia hispanica is the source of this 1687-nucleotide messenger RNA. RefSeq lists its product as uncharacterized. The record is from RefSeq and is a predicted model, not a curated record. NCBI's taxonomy places the organism in Eukaryota, Viridiplantae, Streptophyta, Magnoliopsida, Lamiales, Lamiaceae.